Haliaeetus leucocephalus (bald eagle) is the source of this 3669-nucleotide messenger RNA. It is a transcript of the gene OVCH1, whose product is annotated as ovochymase 1. NCBI's taxonomy places the organism in Eukaryota, Metazoa, Chordata, Aves, Accipitriformes, Accipitridae. Gene Ontology annotation, molecular function: serine-type endopeptidase activity. Gene Ontology annotation, biological process: proteolysis. The record is from RefSeq and is a predicted model, not a curated record.
AUGGGGCUGGACACGGGAGGUGAGCCUGCCUUUGGGGCAGCUUCACCAAAGCCCCGUGUGCCCCAGCUGGCUGCCUGCCCGUGGUACUGCCGCGUGGCGGCGAGUUUGGGGGCUGCCAGGGCUGUGUUUGGUGCAGCCCCCGACAGCAGUGCCAUGCUAAGCCUCCCGUGGAGGAGGCACCUGCUGGGUGCUCUGACAGGCCUGAAGCGUGGGCUUCAUCCCAUUGACCUGAAGAGCCCAAAGGAUGCUCUGCCACUGGGAUUCUUCUCUCAUAUUGCUGAAGAGAGAGAGUUGGUGCCCAGAGGGCAGCGCUGGCAGAGGAAACAGGAGUCACCUCAUCUCAAACCAUACCUGGCCCUUUCUUUGAAGGUGUCCCUGAAACCGGGCCAUUUCCAUUUCUGUGGUGGCAGCCUGUUCCGAGAAGACGUGGUUACUAGCAGUGGUCACUGCAUGGUGAACCUGGAGCAGAAACUCCUGAAGACCCUGGUGGUGACAGUGGGGGAGCAUCAUCUCCAGUGGGCAGACAGGCAGGAGCAGAGCAUCCCCGUCUCACAUGUCAUCAUCCACCCCGUGUUCAACCGGCUGCGCUACAUGGAUUGCGACGUGGCCCUGCUGUACCUGCAGCACCCAGCCCAGUACGUGGCUGGGGUGCUGGAUCCCGUCCUGCGGGAGGUGGAGCUGCCCCUCACGGACAGGCAGACCUGCAGUGCGCUGCUGAGGGGCAUGAACCUGCCACCGGUGCGGGGUUCCAUGCUGUGCACUGGCUUUCCUGAUGGCAGGGGGGAUGCAUGCAAGGGUGACUCUGGAGGCCCCCUUGCAUGUCUGAGGGCUGGUGGCACCUGGACUCUGGCCAUUGUGGUGUCCUGGGGGGUCAGUUGUGCCAGGGGAUGGGAUACCCUCAAGAGAAGCAUCACAGCCCGGGGCUCACCAGGCAUCUUCUCCCAGGUGGCUGCAUUCAUGGACUUCAUUGCCCAGCACAUGACACCAGGUGCUGUGCCAGGCCCUCUCCCUGUGCCAGUGGAGUGCAGUUCCCAAGGUGUCCAGUUCUUUCUAGUGGCUGCAUUUGGUACCCCCAGGCUUUGGAGGAUGGCUUGUGCCAAGAGGAAAGAUGAUAAAAUUUACCACGUGGAGCUGGUGACAUCAGUUGUCAGCUUCUGCCUGUGCACCUGGAAUAUAACAGUGCUGGAAGACAAAAUCAUCUUGAUACACUUCACCAAAUUAGAUGUAGAGUACGAAGUUGGAUGUGACCGUGACUAUGUGUCCCUCUAUUGGAAUGGAAAAGAGCUGGAUCAUAUUGCAGGCUUGGGCUGUGAAAGUGUCACAGUGUUAGUGGAAGAGGGCAAGAUUGAUACUGCUAAUUAGCCUGGCUUGUAUCCCAGGAACACAAAGUGCCACUGGCUCAUUGAAGGUCCAGCAGAGUAUGUCGUAAAGCUGGAGUUUGAAGACUUUGCUGUGGAACUUAGCCUGGGCUGCACUUAUGAUGCAGUUACUGUUUAUGGUGAUGAAGAAGAAGAAAACCAGUUGGCUAACCUCCAUGAAUUGUCAGCUCCCAAACCAGUGCUGAGUUCAGGGAAUACCAUGCUGGUACAUUUUGAAAGUGAUGGGGAGAGCAGCUUCAGAGGGUUUAGAGCCUGGCUCACUUUUGUUCAUUCAGACACCUGUGGCCUUCCCCCGGUUACUCCCCAGUGGCUGUUCAAGCGUGUUAGUGGGGCCGAGGAGGCCUGUCCUCGCUGCUGGCCAUGGCACGCCGCCCUGAAGCUUCUUGGAGAGUACCAGUGCAAUGCGGCUGCCAUCAGCCCUACGUGGCUGCUGACAGCCACCCGCUGUGUGCAGCUAUCCAAUAAACCCUUGCACUGGACUGUGACAGUAGAAGACCAUGACAGAGCCCUGAGAGAGUCAACAGAACAGGUGAGGCAGGUGAAAACCAUUGUGGUGCAUCCCCACUUUGACAUGCUGAGCUAUGACUCCAACAUUGCCCUGGUGCAGCUAGACAUACCUCUGGAGUACAAGCUGCUGAGGCCAGUAUGUCUGCCCAACAGCACAGAGAUAGCAUCUUCUUCUUCCCUCUGUGCUAUGUCAACUAACCUCAGAUUGGUUUCCCAAGCAGAUGGGAGCCGAGCUAGGCAGUUGCAGCAGACAUAAGUGCCUGUACUUGAAAAUGAAAUCUGUGAGAGAAAUUACUACUUCAGUCACCCUGGAGGGAUCACAGCCAGGAUGCUUUGUGCUGGCAUUGUUUCUGCAGGAGGCUGGGACUCCUGUCAGAUAAGUGCUCUCAAUACAACUAAUCUCCCUGAAAACAUGAGGCAAGCAGCAGUGCAGAGGCCAAACGGGAUAACUGCGAGUCCUCUCUCUUUCGGUUCCCAGGGUGGUUCUGGUGGCCCCUUGGUUUGCAACAAGGAAAAUUGAGCAUUUGCUCUUUAUGGCAUUGUCAGCUGGGGUGUUGGCUGUGCCAGCCCAAAGAAACCAGGGGUCUAUUCAAGGGUGAGGAUUUUCUUGUACUGGAUAAGACUGCUGAUGAAAGGCGCUGAACAGAGCGUCCUGCAGGGCAGUGGCAGUGCACCGGAGACCUCAGCACAGGGGCAGCCAGCGAAGCUGCCCACGAAGCUAACGGGGGAGGCGCGGGCGCAGGGGAGCUGCGGGACUCUGUGGAGCUGUCGUGUGCCAGAGCCUGCAGCGCUGGGUUUGCAGAAGGUGGUGGAGCUGGUUCAGUUUAGGAACGGCUUUGGGCAGAGCCUGGUAACAAAGUCUGAGUCUCCUAACAUCUCGGUGCAAGUGGACACAGCUCUCUGGAUUUUGUCCUGGGAAGAGUACUGCCGUAGCCAUGCCUGCACUGCCAUUCCCUGCUGUCCUCCGCUGCAAGCCCAGGGCCCGCGUCGUCCAGCAGUGCCGAAAUGUGUGUCAGAAGUGGAGUUAGAAGAGCCCCGGGGGUUUAUCUGCUCCUUCCUCGUCAGGAUACGUGGGAAGACAGAGUGCUCUUGGAUACUCCAACUGCCUCUGAAGGGCAUGGCAAAAAUUAUAGUAAAGCAUCUGUCAAUAUCAUCAUCACUGAGCUGCCAAGAGGAGUUUCUUGAGAUUUAUGAAGAGAGCCAGAGAGGAAGAAAAGAGCUAGAUAGGGAAGGAAUGAUCCAGUCACUGGGAUACCCCAUGAGAUAUGCAAAUUCCACCAGCUGCCACUGGAGAAUUGUAGCCCCAUUAAAAUCCAUUAUUCGGCUUGAAGUCCUGGACUUCUGGACUGAAAGAAAUCUGUCUAAUUGUCAUGGCCAUCUGAUGGUGUAUGAAGGAUUUCGACUAACCAAAGAGUUAACAGUGCUCAGAACAGUUCUGGGGAAAAAAUACUUGUUGCCAAAUGUGAAGGAUGACAACCCCGUGCUUGUGAAAGCCGUGCACAUGCACUAUGGCUUUGGUGGAUUUCCUUUCAGAAGUGGCCUGGCACUCCUGGAGCUGCAGAAACCUGCUGAGCCAGCUGUAGUUCAAGGGUUUAAAGAGCAGCUAGAAGUAACUUUGCAAGUGUUUGCAAGCCUGGAUCUUUCCACUUGUGUUAAUGUCAUUAAUGCAUCUCUAGCCACACCAGUGUGCUCUUCAGCUGGCACAAGCACUGUCUCACCAGAGCUCCUGCCCUACCAGGUGGAGGACAACAGCUCCCAAGUGUCUGUCCCAGUGGAUGGGUGA